Coffea arabica (coffee) is the source of this 1484-nucleotide messenger RNA. The record is from RefSeq and is a predicted model, not a curated record. NCBI's taxonomy places the organism in Eukaryota, Viridiplantae, Streptophyta, Magnoliopsida, Gentianales, Rubiaceae.
CUAUGAUAGGGUUGUCCUAUAUAUGCCUACCUUGUAAGCAUAUUUAGUUAGUGGGAAAAUAAAGAAAAGGAGAGUUUUUUGUUCAUUUUUUCCUUUUCUGUUAAAGUUUACAUGGUAUCAGAGCUCCGGCUCUGUACCAAUUCCUGCCAUGAACUACCGAGCAGCCAUGACUGGAUCGACUGCUCACACAAGAGAAGACUCAUCCUCGUCUUCAGUAGUUAUCCAAACUACAGAUUACUCCGCUUCAAAUUCUUCUUCCCUACAAAUAACCGUUCAUAAAUUAAAUGGUUCCAAUUAUCUGGAAUGGGCUCAAUCUGUAAAGCUGGCUAUCGAUGGCAGAGGUAAACUCGGCCACCUUACUGGAGAAAUUCAACAACCAGCUGCUGAAGAUCCCAAUUUGAAGAGAUGGCAUUCAGAGAACUCUCUAGUUAUCGCUUGGUUGAUAAACUCUAUGGAACCAGCAAUAGGAAAGCCACACUUAUUUCUGCCCACAGCCAAGGAUGUGUGGGACGCUGUCCGGGAUAUGUAUUCCGAUAUAGAGAAUUCGUCUCAAAUUUUCAAUCUCAAGACGAAAUUGUGGAAAUCAAGACAAGAAGAUAGAGAUGUUACAACCUAUUACAAUCAGAUGGUAACUUUAUGGCAGGAAUUGGAUCUUUGUUAUGAGGAUGAAUGGGACUGCCGUGCAGACAGUGUUCGAUACAAGAAACGGGAGGAGAACGACAGAGUCUAUGUCUUCUUGGCUGGACUAAAUCAAGAACUCGAUGAGGUGCGAGGUCGUAUUUUGGGCAGGAAGCCUCUCCCCUCCAUUCGUGAAGUAUUUUCUGAAGUCAGAAGAGAAGAAUCAAGGCGUAAGGUGAUGCUGAAGUCAUCACCAAAGUCCAAGGCAGAGGAUGAAGUUGAGACUUCAGCAUUGGUUUCUAAGGGGACAGAUUUGGACGGGGAUAAAAGAAGGAAGCCUUGGUGUGAACACUGUAAAAAGUCGUGGCACACAAAGGACACAUGCUGGAAAUUACAUGGGAAACCAUCGAAUUUCAAGAAGAAAAAUGGAGGUGAUAGCAAGGUGUUGCAGACUGUGAAUGAGGAUUCUCAAAAGCAACAAACUGACUUUGAGACACCAGCCUUCACAAAGGAACAAUUAAGCCAACUGUACAAACUCUUUAAGUCUCCACAAUUUUCAGUCACUGAGCCAAAAAGCUUCACUCCUUUCUGUUCUUUUGCUAAAAAUGGAACUGACCACGGGGAGGAUGAUUGGAUGUGCUAGAGAAAAUGGGGGACUUUACUUCCUUGAAGAUGGAUCAGAUAUGACAACACCAAUCAAAAACACAUGUUACGGGUCUGUCUCUAUUACUAGUAAUAAAGAGAUUAUGUUAUGGCACUUUAGACUAGGACAUCCUAGUUUUUAUUACAUGAAAUACUUAUUUCCAGAUUUGUUUAAGAAUAAAGAUUCAUCUUCUUUUCAAUGUGAAAUCUGCGAAUUGGCUAAA